Messenger RNA from Menidia menidia (Atlantic silverside), 4763 nucleotides. The record is from the annotation of a GenBank genome assembly. Lineage: Eukaryota; Metazoa; Chordata; Actinopteri; Atheriniformes; Atherinopsidae.
AUGGAGGUGAAGACGUCACUUCUGGACAACAUGAUUGGGGUUGGCGAUAUGGUCCUCCUAGAACCCCUCUCUGAAGACUCGUUUCUGGAGAACCUGAAGAACCGCUUUGACCACAAUGAGAUUUAUACAUACAUUGGCAGCGUGGUGAUCUCCCUGAACCCUUACAGGUCCCUGCCCAUCUACACGCCAGACAAAGUGGAGGAGUAUCGAAACAGGAACUUCUAUGAACUUAGUCCCCACAUCUACGCUUUGGCAGAUGAGGCCUACCGCUCACUGAGGGACCAAGACAAGGACCAGUGCAUCCUUAUCACGGGAGAAAGUGGAGCCGGGAAAACCGAGGCCAGUAAGCUGGUGAUGUCGUAUGUGGCAGCGGUGUGUGGGAAGGGCCAGGAGGUGAAUAAGGUCAAGGAACAGCUGCUACAGUCCAAUCCAGUGCUGGAGGCUUUCGGAAACGCCAAGACGGUACGAAACGACAACUCCUCAAGAUUUGGAAAAUACAUGGACAUCGAGUUCGACUUCAAAGGAGAUCCACUGGGAGGGGUGAUCAGCAACUAUCUUCUGGAGAAGUCGCGUGUGGUGAAACAGCCGAGAGGAGAGAGAAACUUCCACGUCUUUUAUCAGCUCCUGUCCGGAGCCUCAGACGACACACUCAAGAAGCUCAAGCUUGACCGCGACUUCAGCAAAUACAACUAUCUGAGUCUGGACUCGGCCGCAGUCAGUGGGCUGGACGAUGCAGCCAACUUCAGGACGGUCCGAAACGCCAUGCAGAUCGUGGGCUUCAUGGAGGACGAGAUGCAGUCGGUGCUGGAGCUGGUGGCCGCCGUGCUGAAGCUGGGCAACAUUGAGUUCAAGCCCGAGUCGCGCUGCAACGGCAUCGACGAGAGCCGCAUCAAAGACAAAAAUGAUUUGAAGGAGAUGUGCGAGCUGCUGGGGAUCGAACAGUCGGUGCUGGAGAGAGCCUUCAGCUACCGAACAGUCGAGGCCAAGAUGGAGAAAGUCUCCACCACCCUGAAUGUGGCACAGGCCUACAACGCCCGCGAUGCCCUGGCCAAAAAUCUCUAUAGCCGUCUGUUCAGCUGGUUAGUUACCAGGAUUAAUGAGAGCAUAAAAGCUCAAGCUAAAACCCGCCACAAAGUCAUGGGUGUGCUGGACAUCUAUGGUUUUGAGAUAUUUGAGGACAACAGCUUUGAGCAGUUCAUUAUCAACUACUGCAACGAAAAACUGCAGCAGAUCUUCAUCGAGCUGACCCUGCGUGAGGAGCAGGAGGAGUAUGUCAGAGAGGGCAUCGAGUGGACCAACAUUGAGUAUUUCAAUAAUGCCGUCAUCUGCGACCUCAUCGAGAAUAAUCAAAACGGCAUCAUGGCCAUGUUGGACGAGGAGUGCCUGAGGCCGGGGACAGUCACCGAUGAGACUUUCUUGGACAAACUGAACACCAUCUGUGCCGAACAUCAGCACUUUGAGAGCCGCCUGAGCAAAAAUUCCAAAUUCCUCAAUGACCACAGUCUGCCACACAACUGCUUCCGCAUCCAGCACUACGCCGGCAAGGUGCUGUACCGCGUUGAAGGCUUUGUUGACAAGAACAAUGAUCUCCUGUACCGGGACCUGUCACAGGCCAUGUACAAGGCCAACCACAGCCUCAUCAAACAGUUGUUCCCUGAAGGCAAUCCGGCCAAAGUCAACCUAAAGAGGCCGCCGACAGCUGGAUUCCAGUUCAAAGCAUCUGUGGGCACGCUGAUGGGUAACCUGCAGACCAAAAACCCAAACUACAUCCGGUGUAUCAAGCCAAAUGACAAGAAGGCGUCCCACAUCUUUACUGAAUCUCUGGUCCGCCAUCAGGUGCGCUACCUGGGCCUGAUGGAGAACGUCCGCGUGAGGAGAGCGGGCUAUGCCUUCCGCCAAGCUUACGAGCCCUGCCUCGAGCGCUACAAAAUGCUUUGCAAAAAGACCUGGCCACACUGGAGGGGACCCGCUAGGGAAGGAGUGGAGGUGCUGGUGGCUGACCUCCAGGUUCCAGCCGAGGAGUACUCUUACGGGCGUUCCAAGAUCUUCAUCAGGAACCCAAGAACGCUCUUCUUCCUGGAGGAGAGGAGGAGGCAGUGCCUGCAAGACCUGGCCACACUCAUCCAGAAGAUCUACCGAGGCUGGAAGUGCCGCAGCCGCUUCCUGCUGCUGAAACAGAGCCAGAUAGUGGUGGCGGCGUGGUACCGCCGAUAUGCUCAAGAAAAGAAGUACCAGCAGAUCAAGAAGGCCACGACCGUGGUGCAGUCCUACACCAGAGGGUGGCAGGCGCGCAAACUUCUGAGAGAGCUGAAAUAUCAGAAGAGAUGUGAGGAGGCGGUGACCACCAUCACAGCCUACUGGCACGGAACACAGGCUCGGAUGGAGCUGAGACGUCUAAAACAAGAAGUGCGGAAUAAACAUGCCGUGACAGUUAUUUGGGCAUACUGGCAGGGAACCAAGGCUCGGAGAGAGCUGCGUCAGCUGAAGGAGGAGGCGAGGAAUAAACAUGCCGUGUCGGUCAUUUGGGCCGGCUGGCAGGGCACCAAGGCUCGCAGGGAGCUCAGGAGACUGAAGGAAGAGGCCCGGCGUAAGCAUGCUGUCGCUGUGAUUUGGGCCUACUGGCAGGGACUGAAGGUUCGCCGAGAGUACAGAAAAUUCUUCAGGGCCAACGCGGGCAAGAAGAUAUAUGACUUCACCAUCCAGAGAAUUAUGCAGAAAUAUUUCCUCGGUCUGAAGAGCAACAUGCCCUCCAUGUCACCAAUUGACAAGAGCUGGCCAACCAGGCCUUACACCUUCUUGGAGGGAGUCCACAGUGAGCUCCGAAGGAUCUUUCACCUCUGGAGGUGCAAGAAAUACAGGAGCCAAUUCUCAGAGGAGAAGAAGAUGAUCUAUCAAGAGAAGCUGGAGGCGAGUGAGCUCUUCAAGGAUAAAAAGGCUCUCUACCCAAGCAGCGUAAGUCAGCCUUUUAAAGGCGACUACUUGGAGAUCAGCAAAAAUCCUAAAUAUCAGAAGCUCAGCAGUGCCGUGGAGGACAAGAUUCUGCUGUCUGAUGUGGUCAACAAGAUUAACAGGGCUAAUGGAAAGUCCUCAGCCCGGAUCUUCCUGCUAACUAAGAAGAAUGUCAUCCUGGCUGACCAGAAAACUGGCCAGCUGAAGGCCAGCGUCCCACUGCCAGACCUUGCCAGUGUGUCGGUCAGCACGCAAAGCGAUGGCUUCUUUGCCCUCAGACUCAAAGAGGGGUCAACAUCUGCCAUCAAAGGCGACUUCUUGCUCAGCAGCGAGCACCUGAUUGAAAUAAUCACCAAGCUGCACCGCAUCGGGGCCACGGCUGCAGACAGGGAGCAGCUCUACAUCGACAUCUCAGACGAGUUUCUGGUGCAGUUCAAGCAGGACAAGGUCUGCGUGAAAUUCAUCCAGGGGGGUCCAAAGAACGGCAACGGCGUGUCCUGCAAGCGCAAAAACAAUCGCCUCCUGGAGGUGUCGGUACCCACAACACCAUAGUCCUCUCCGCUCCUGUUAUUGAUCACCACUGCUCGUUCUGGUGGGAAGCGGCCUGACACCAGACGCCAAAACUCUGGAUCGGAAAAAUCUCCACGCCAGGACCCACCCUGAGUCCACACACGUGCUGUUAUUCGACCCCGUUGUGUUGAUCUCCUCAAGUCUUUUAUCAGUUACUGCAACACAGCUAUAGUUCAAACCAUGUGCCACUUUCUUUAGGCAGAGAAAGCCCCUAGGCGGGUUGCAUGCCACAGAGAUUCGGUGCAAAGAGUUGAUUUGACUUUUGCAUACCAGUGGUGAGAUUGCUAAUGAUUGUUCUGACUGUAUAGUAAAUAAGCUUUCAGAGAAAAUGUAAAGUUUUUUUUUUUUUUUUUUUCUUUUUGACAAGCUCCAGCAUCAGCUAGUCUAGACUCAUCUGCUCUUAAGCAGCUCUGACUUCACUAAGAAGGCUUAAAAUUUGAGAUGAACCAUGACACAAGAUUUGGGCUUCGAGCCUGUCAGAUUUUUCUUCUCUGGAAACCUUUAAUACUGCACUUGAUUUCACCUUUGCGUAUGACCUGAAAAAUAAAAUUGAUUGUAUGUUAUAUUAUUGGUGGAAGCGGAGGGCAGAUGGGAGACGUGAAAUGUUUUUUAGAAAAUUGUGGAACAUUUGUAUCCGUUAUGUGCCAAUGAACGGGUCUCAAGACUUGUCAUGUGUUGGUGCACAAAUACAAACCAUGAUGUCAACAAAAAAAAAAGAUCAGUAAUGACAAUGAUGCCAAAAAAAUUCAAAACCUGUGAAUAGGGACUCUUAAGCUUUUGGCCACUGUUUGUAUUUUUUGGAUUGCACUGAACAUGUGAUAAAUUCCAUUUCCUCUUCAUAGUACUGAUUGUAAUAAAUGCCAAGCAUUACUCCACCUGCAGAGUAAUUUUUAACCUGAAUUCACAGACUUUCAUGUUUGCAUUACAGAAGAAAAUAUACUGACAAAGGCAUUAGACCAAACACAGGAAACCAAGUUACCCACAAUAUUUUAUUGGAGUCAAAAUUUCCUCGGACCACAAAUCAAACCCUUUGAAAAUGAUAUUUUGUGUGCAAUAUUGUCUGUUGUUCUUUCUUGGAAGGCGGUGGUGAGGAACCAACAGCGUUUGCCCCUCCUGUGCCAUACGCUGUACAUAGGCUCUGUAAGCUGUAGUCAUGACAUGAACAAUGGCUUGUUCAGCAUCCUAGCUUUAAUAGCUGCUUUUGUGAAUUUGCUGUCUUUGUUUUUUUUUCCUUUUUGGGCACU